AUGAAUGACACCGAAUUGGAGCAUGUCCGCGGGGUUUGGGAGCGAACCAAGCAUGAAAGCCCUAUCUAUCGCCUACUUCUCUCCGAUGUCGAUAUUAUCAGUGCAGCCCGUGGCCAUAUGCAAGCCCGACUUAAGCUCACAGCGGAGCAUGUCAAUUCCCGAGGCACCAUUCAUGGAGCUGUUUCUGCAACCAUCAUCGAUUGGGCGGGGGGAAUGUCGAUAGCCACACAUGGAUAUGAGAGAACAGGCGCAAGCAUUGAUAUCCACGUAUCAUAUCUGUCAACUGCUACCAUCGGAGAUAUCCUGGAUAUCUCUGCCAUUGCUGAUCGAGUGGGCAAGUCAAUGGCCUUUACGACAGUCAAAAUUUCCCGAGUCAUCGAUGAUGAAGUCGGCCCCUUGGUUUCAAAGGGCUCACACACAAAGUUCCUCCCUGUCUCCAAGGAGAAUCGCGAACCUAAGAGCUGA
Molecule: messenger RNA, 465 nt
Organism: Penicillium coprophilum
Lineage: Eukaryota; Fungi; Ascomycota; Eurotiomycetes; Eurotiales; Aspergillaceae
Product: PaaI family thioesterase
Exons: 1
Coding region: 1-465 (154 amino acids)
Molecular function (GO): fatty acyl-CoA hydrolase activity
Source: RefSeq, a predicted model, not a curated record